AUUGUCGUGUUGCCGCGCCAAACCCUAACCCUAGAGGGCUUGCCGUCGUCGACUCUGCUGCCAUGGCCAAGAAGCGAAAGCUCACGCCUUCCUCUGCCGUCAAAGCGCCCGCGCCCGUCGUAGAACCCAAGGAGGAGCCCGUCCAAGAAGAGUCCGGCCCGGAUGUCCCGAUCGAUGAGUCCCAGGAGGAACAAACCCCGACCGGAGCCGAUGCGAACCCUCCGGUCCAUGAGAACGCCCAAUCCGACGCGGCCUCUGAAGACCUUGGUGGCGCCUCCGCCGGGGGCGUCGGUGUCGGCAACGACGCGGAGGAGGUGGUGGAGAACGAUCCGACCUCGAUCCAGAAGCUCCUCGAGCCAUUCCCCAGGGACCACCUGAUCGAGCUCCUUCGCGACGCCGCUGUGAGGCACCCGGACGUGCUGGCGGAGAUCCACCGCAUCGCCGACCUGGACCCUGCCCACCGCAAGAUUUUCGUCCAUGGCCUCGGUUGGGACACCAACGCAGAGACGCUCACCGCCGCCUUUCGCCAAUAUGGCGAGAUCGAGGACUGCAACGCGGUCAUGGACAAGGCGACCGGCAAGUCCAAGGGUUAUGGCUUCAUCCUCUUUAAGCACCGUGCCGGCGCCCGCCACGCCCUCGAGCAGCCUCAGAAGAAGAUCGGCAACCGCGUGACCGCGUGCCAGCUCGCGUCCGCUGGUCCUGUGCCACCACCAGCACCGCCGGUGUCGGAGUACACCCAGAGGAAGAUUUUUGUCAGCAACGUUGGGGCGGAGAUCGAUCCCCAGAAGCUGUUACAGUUCUUUGCCAAGUUUGGGGAGAUCGAGGAGGGGCCACUAGGGUUGGAUAAGCUGACCGGGAAGCCCAAGGGGUUUGCUUUAUUUGUUUACAAGACGAUUGAGAGUGCAAAGAAAGCAUUGGAGGAGCCCCACAAGAAUUUCGAUGGUCACAUUCUGCAUUGCCAGAAGGCAAUCGAUGGACCGAAGCCAAACAAGCUGGGGUUCCAGUUUCAGGCUACAGCGGCUCACCAUGGUAGCUUGCAUCAGGUUGCUGGUGGACUGCUUGGUUCACACUUUUCGAGGACUGACAAGCCCGGGUAUUUGGGAGGUGUCGGGAGUCAUCUGUCUAGUGCCUCAGGUGCUGGGCACCUGAUGGCCCCUUCAGCGAGUGGAUUGGGUUUCAACCAGGCUUCUCAACCAGCUGCUGCUGCAGUGGCUGCAGCAGCAGGGUUGAAUCCUGCAUUGGGGCAGGCUCUGACUGCAUUCCUUGCGACUCAAGGAGCUGGUUUGGGCUUGACGAACCUUGUGGCAGGAUCAGUCGUGAACCAGGGAGUUCCUGGAUCAUUGGCAAACAGCUCUGGGCAUGGAUUGAACAGUGGUUAUGGUGGUGGCCUUGGGGGAAACAUGAAUACGGGGGUGAUCGGAGGAUAUGGCUCACAGUCACAUACGCAGGGUGGAUAUGGGAAUGCUUCGAUUGGACAGGGAGGCGCUGGAAGGAACCAAACAGGAUUUGGGCAAAUGGGUGGCCUAGGCCCUUACCUGGGUCGUUAGUUAAGUGCAGAUCCUUUGUAGGUGCAUAAAUCUAUUUUGUUCUGGGCAGAUGAUCCUUCUGGAGUUCCUGCUUCUGCGCUCAAUGAAAUGCAUCUUUUCUGUAGUUUGCAAUGAAUUUUAAACUCAAGUUUUUGGAACCACCUUGUGAUACUUAAAUUUCUUUUAUCCUUUCCACUUAUGCAAUAUUUUGAGCUACUAUAUUUCCUUCUUAAAGCCCUAUAAAUGACUUGUUGCUAAAUUGUAAAAGAACCUUGCUGAUUUAAAGAUUAUUGACCUUUCUAGUUUAUUAAA
Molecule: messenger RNA, 1838 nt
Organism: Musa acuminata AAA Group (dessert banana)
Lineage: Eukaryota; Viridiplantae; Streptophyta; Magnoliopsida; Zingiberales; Musaceae
Product: RNA-binding protein P-like
Exons: 2
Coding region: 63-1547 (494 amino acids)
Cellular component (GO): nucleus
Molecular function (GO): RNA binding
Source: RefSeq, a predicted model, not a curated record